Pseudogymnoascus verrucosus is the source of this 1154-nucleotide messenger RNA. RefSeq names its product DNA-directed RNA polymerases II 24 kDa polypeptide (RNA polymerase II subunit 5) (gene RPB5). Lineage: Eukaryota; Fungi; Ascomycota; Leotiomycetes; Thelebolales; Thelebolaceae. The coding region runs from base 90 to 800 and encodes 236 amino acids. Gene Ontology annotation, biological process: DNA-templated transcription. Gene Ontology annotation, cellular component: RNA polymerase I complex; RNA polymerase III complex; RNA polymerase II, core complex. The transcript has 3 exons. The record is from RefSeq and is a predicted model, not a curated record. Gene Ontology annotation, molecular function: DNA-directed RNA polymerase activity; DNA binding.
CAACAGAAAAGAACUGCAAAAUCACACCCCAACACCAACAACUCGCAUUUUGACAACUUCAUUCAACCUCUGGCUACUUGACCAUCGCAAUGGCCGACGAAGACCAACAAAAAGCGAGGGAUAUCGCUGAUCGCGAGGUAGCAAGGCUUUGGCGCGCAUGGAGGACCGUUCAUCAGAUGGUCAAUGACAGAGGUUAUGAGCUGAAUGAAGAUGAGCUGAGCAUCUCUCUCGCUGAGUUCAAGAACCGAUUCACAAAUGACGGCGUUCCGGAUCGCAAGAAGAUGAUCUUCACCGCUCGUCCAAGUGUCGAGAUGGUCGCGCGAUACUCUACUCCAGCAACUGCCGCAAACCCAAACCCACCCAAGGCUGACGUGGGCACGAUCUAUAUCGAAUUCCUCGCAGAUACCAAUGUUGGUAUCAAGCAAAUGCGAUCGUUCGCCCAGGUUCUGUCCCAGGGCAACUUCCACACCGGCAUUCUGGUCACGCACGUCCACAUCACACCCGCGGCCAUGAAGAUUGUUCCCGCCGUUGCGUCAGAGACCAGAAUCGAGUGCUUCCUGGAACAGGACCUACUCGUCAACAUCACCCACCACGAAUUGGUCCCGAAACACGUUUUGCUAAGCAAGGAAGAGCGAUCCAAGUUAUUGCAGCGUUACCGCCUGAAGGACACCCAGUUGCCUCGUAUCCAAGUGGGAGACCCAGUCGCCAGAUACCUUGGUUUGAGGAGAGGACAAGUCGUCAAGAUCAUCAGGACCAGUGAGACGGCUGGGCGAUAUGCCAGUUACAGAUUGUGUGUCUGAGUCAGGGCGGUUUCUGUGCGAGCAGUGGGAGUUAUUGGAUGGCGUUAUCAAGGUAGAAAAUGCAUAGGCGCAGGCGUAUAAAUACGGCGGAAACGGGGUCAAGCCGCAGUGUAUUAUACAGUACAAUGGACCAAUCUUUAUAAGAAUUUCCGGCACUCCACCGUUUAUUUGGGCUUCUGGGAGACUUUGGCUGUACUAGAUGAUGACCUGUGCUGUCCAAUCGAGCAGAUCGGCGGGAAACUGUGUUAGACUUCCACGCCUUUUCCCUCCUCGAAUAGUGGGAUUAAGAUAUUAAUCCAGAGCCGGAUACUAUACAAGGCUAUAGUUCGCAAUGUCAUUGGGAUCAUCCAAAAU